Molecule: messenger RNA, 1131 nt
Organism: Spirometra erinaceieuropaei
Lineage: Eukaryota; Metazoa; Platyhelminthes; Cestoda; Diphyllobothriidea; Diphyllobothriidae
Source: the annotation of a GenBank genome assembly
AUGACCACUCCCUUGGAUGAGAACACCUUCUCGUUUACGUACCUGGGUCGAUUUACAGCUCAUGAUUUCGGAUACUCCAGCUCAGAGGCCAUCCAUGCCCAGCUGGUGGAGUACUACGUGGCCUUUCUUGCACGGGCUUACGAACAACGACUUCCUUUUGACAAACUGAACGUCCAGAACCCGAUCGACACUCGGCUGGUCGCUCUCGAACCGAACGGGGUAAGUGUGCGAAGCUGGCGUUACCGAAGGUUCAAUGAGGCAGGCACCCUGAUCAACGAGAAGGACGUCUACAAAGCCGAAAGAAUUGUCCUCUGCGAUUGUCUGUGUUUCGAGGUAGUCCAGUCGGCCGGGCGUGGCGCCUCCUCAACCCGCGAUUCCGCCGUCUGUUAUGCCUACUUGAGGCGUGCUGUGGACUCCAGACAGACUAUUUCUGAGGCAAAUCUCAGGCCGCUUGACGUCCGUCUGAGCAAUUGGCUACUAAAGUAUCGCCGCUUUCAACGUCCACCUCUGGUCGUUCUGGCGAUUCAUCGAGCCUACGCUGACAGUUGUGUCGACCUGCUGGUCUUCCUCGCGUCCAGCCAAUCAGAGGGCCUAAAAUUUGUCAAAAAUGUCACUGAACUGGCCUGUAAGGUCACACCAAUGAGACCACACCGACGAGUUCGUCGUCGCGCACGCACUGCAGACGCCAAAUAUAAUGAGAACCCAAGAACCACGACUGACAGCUGGAGACGUCCAGAAUCCCCUCCCGGUCGGCGUCAGGUCUCCCCGCAGCUGCUGUUCAGACCGAACCUAGCGGCUUCACGUGGGGAACCUCUGCAAACUCUGGCCAGCCAGGAGACUCACUCCCCGACAUCGCCGUGCAGAAGUCAUAAUUGGCAUGGCGAAUGUUGUCUGCCAAUGGGCAUCCUGCCAGAAAUCCUGACAACCGCAGAACUUAAGAGAGUGCGCAGUCGACUGUUGCAGUACCAGCUCGGACAAGAGGCGAUGCGGCACGUCUACAAUCGACGGCGGGGUCAUGUGGACCAUGAUCCAACAUACUGGCAGCAUACGUGUGAGGACUUCUCGACGGGCCGACCGAAGUCCUGUUCUGCGCUCUACCGCGGCCCAGAUGUGGGGACCAGUUUUCAGUAA